Sphaeramia orbicularis (orbiculate cardinalfish) is the source of this 1302-nucleotide messenger RNA. RefSeq names its product abhydrolase domain containing 10, depalmitoylase b (gene abhd10b). Gene Ontology annotation, cellular component: mitochondrion. Lineage: Eukaryota; Metazoa; Chordata; Actinopteri; Kurtiformes; Apogonidae. The transcript has 5 exons. Bases 21 to 893 code for a protein of 290 amino acids. Gene Ontology annotation, biological process: protein depalmitoylation. Gene Ontology annotation, molecular function: palmitoyl-(protein) hydrolase activity; hydrolase activity, hydrolyzing O-glycosyl compounds. The record is from RefSeq and is a predicted model, not a curated record.
UCUGUGGGUCGCGAAGCAGUAUGGCAGCCGUCGCGCUGAGGUCCUGCCGCAGAGGACUUUCACAGAUUUUAUCCAAUGGAGGGCUCUCUGCUUUCUCGUCUAAGCGUCUGGAAGUUGAUAGGAGGCACAAGUCCACAGUCCAGUAUGCAUCCCGGCCAGACCUUCCAAAGCUGGCAUACAGAAGAGUGAAGGGGAAGAGUCCAGGUGUGGUGUUUCUGCCAGGGUAUGGCUCCAACAUGAACGGCCAAAAGGCGGAGGCACUGGAGGAGUUCUGCAGGUCAUUAGGUCACUCUUACCUCAGGUUUGACUACACAGGACAUGGGGCUUCAGAGGGUGUCCUAGCAGAAGGAACAAUUGGUACCUGGAAAAAAGAUGUUCUGUUUGUGUUGGAUGAGUUAGCAGAAGGACCACAGAUACUGGUGGGUUCCAGUAUAGGAGGUUGGCUUAUGCUGUUGGCAGCCAUCGCACGGCCAGAGAAAACUGCUGCACUGGUGGGCAUUUCCACUGCUGCUGACCAUAUUGUCACAUCGUUCAACUCUCUUCCUAUUGAGGCACGCAAGGAGUUUGAAGAGAAGGGAGAAUGGACGGUGCCCACCAAACAUUCAGAGGAGGGUUUAUACAAGUUUAGCAUGGACUUUCUGCGUGAGGCAGAAAAUCACUGUGUGCUCCAGAGUCCCAUCCCCAUCACCUGUCCUGUACGACUCAUUCAUGGGCUCAAGGAUGAGGAUGUCCCCUGGCACAUUUCCAUGCAGGUUGCAGAGCGUGUCCUCAGCCCUGAUGUGGAUGUAAUCCUCAGACGGCAUGGCCAGCAUCGCAUGUCAGAGAAGGACGACAUCAAGCUUAUGGUCUACACCAUUGACGAUCUCAUAGACAAGCUGACCACUAUGGUCUGAGUAAGCGGUAGAGGCGUUGCUAAGUUAUCAAAAGAAGGACUGUGAUUACUGUGAAGGCAACUCUCAAGGAAAUUACCAAACAACGGCACCUUUCUCUGCCAAAUACGACCUUUUUUCCUUCUGUUAUUCAACUGUUGUUUCAUCAUGCCGUUACAGUGCACACUAUAUAUGGAAAGGGAACUCUCCUGCUAGCUGAUCCCUUGUAUUUUCAGGUUGCAUAUGUAUGUGUUUCAGGUCAUAUGUUGAGUGUUAUGUUGGUUAGCCUGUUUUUUUAGGUCUGCCGCUGCUGCUGUCUCUGCCACUGUUCGUACCAUCUGACUGCUUUUACUCCUUUAGAUGCAUAGUUUUCUGUGCCUUUUUUUAAUUACUUUUCACUCUGUUUUGGCCAAUAAAAUCUCUGCACGCUACA